AUGGAUCAAAAUACUGUUUAUCAGCUAUUUGUUGCCACAUAUCAAUCCGAUCCAAAUAUUCAUAAGCAAGCAGAGCUCAAUAUCAGAAGUAUUGAGACGCAUAAUGGAUUCCUGCCAAUUGUCUUACAGAUUCUUGCCUCGGAAGAAUUAGAAUUAGGUGCUCGCCAAGCAGCUGCAAUCUACUUUAAGAAUCGGAUUAACAAAGCAUGGGAUAAGUCCAAGAAUCCAGCCAAUCCAAUCAAUGAAGACGACCGAAAUAUCGUCAAACAGUCAAUUUUGCAGGCUCUUGUAACCGCUCCCAACGCAGUUCAAGUCCAAUUGACAUCAUCGUUAAACACAAUUCUUUGCAAUGACUUCCCUGACCUCUGGCCAAAUUUUGUUAAUGAGCUUCAGAACUUUCUCACUUCUUCCGAUGUUCGUUUGGUUUACGUUGGUCUUUUAGCUCUACGAGAGGUGGUCAAAGUCUAUCAGUGGAAAUCGAUGGAAAGACGCGAACCUUUACAGCACAUUGUAAAGUUGACAUUUCCUGCUAUCCAGAGCAUCUCUAGCAAUUUGUUAGCAUCUGAUAGCAUCGAGGCUGCUGAAAUGUUAAAAUUGGCUCUUAAGAUCUAUCACGCAAGCAUUCAGGUUGACUUGCCCAAAUGUUUGCAAGACUCCUCCUCUCUUGUUCCGUGGGGUACUCUAUUUUUGCAACUCAUUGAUAAGAAUAUACCCCAUGAAGCUCUUCCUGCCGAUCCAGAAGAACGUGAAAAAUACCCUUGGUGGAAGACAAAGAAGUGGGCAUACCACUGUCUCAAUCGACUUUUUAGCAAAUAUGGAAAUCCAGUUCUUCUUCCACCAAGUGCAACAAAGUACAUUGGGUUUUCUAAAGCUUUCACAGCUAACUUUGCUCCCAAUAUCCUCCAAACAUACCUUAAGCAAGUGGACGGCUGGAUAAAAAAGGAGAGUUGGAUGUCAACCAAAUGUCUAGCUCUAUCUGCUGCAUUUUUUAAUGACAGUAUCAAGCACAAGACGACUUGGCAGAUCCUCAAGCCUCAUGUGGAAACUUUGGUCGGGCAUUUCAUUUAUCCACAGCUCUGUUUCUCUAUUGAAGAUGAAGAGCUCUGGGCUGAGGACCCAGUAGAGUAUGUACACAAGAAAAUCGAUCCUUUGGAUGAUUUAGAUUCACCUCAGAUGACAGUGACAAACCUAUUGAUUGAUCUUGCUCAGGAUCGUAAAAAGCACACGUUUAUGGGAAUCUUGGGAUUUGUCAACCAUGUACUAAACAAAUACAUCGAUACGCCCGAAGAUCAAAAGAACGGACGUGAAAAGGAUGGUGCGUUGUGUAUGAUUGGAUGUCUUUCACAGCAGAUCUUGGAAAAGAAGUCGAAUGUAUCUGGAAUGAUGGAGCCUUUCUUUGUUACUCAUGUUUUUCCCGAAUUUAAGAGCAGGUUUCCAUUCUUGAGAGCAAGAGCAUGCGAUAUUUCAAAGUUUUUUAGUAAUCUUGAUUUUACAAAUGAGCAAAACCUAUCCACCUUGUAUCAAAGUGUUCUUGAUUGUCUUCAUGAUACUGAACUACCAGUCAAAGUCCAAGCGGCUCUUGCAUUACAACCUAUGAUUCGUCAUGAGAGUGUCAGAGAAGCCAUGGUCCCACACUUGCCAUUUAUUAUGCAAGAGUUUCUCAACCUCACAAAUGAAAUUGAUAUUGACACACUUGCGAAUGUUAUGGAGGAGUUUGUUGAGGUGUUUGCUGAGCAACUGACACCAUUCGCUGUUCAAUUGUGCACCCAGCUCCGAGAUACAUUCUUGAGAAUAAUGGAAGAUAUUGCUCAGGCAAACAACAUAAAUGGAGAUGACGAAAAUGGCUCAUUUAAUGGAGACAUUGAUGAAAUGAGUGACAAGACUAUGGCCGCCAUGGGAGUACUAAAGACAAUUGGAACCUUGAUUUUGAGUCUGGAAAGUACCCCCGAAGUACUCCAGCAGUUAGAAGAUGCAUUGUUGCCUGUGAUUACAUACACCCUCGAGAACUCUAUUGUGGAUUUGUACAGUGAAAUCUUUGAGAUCAUAGACUCUUGUACAUUCUCAGCCAAGCGUAUUACACCUACUAUGUGGGGUGUAUUUGAGUUGAUUUACAAAGCAUUCAAGGAUUCGGGUAUUGAUUUUAUGGAUGAAAUGCUGGCCCCCUUGGACAAUUAUAUUUCAUAUGGAAAUAGCGUCUUUAUUACCAACGAGGGAGUCCAGCAUAUGAUGAUUGAUAUUAUCGAUACAGUGAUGAAGAGUGAUCGAGUGGGAGAAGCUGACAGAGUAUGUGCCUGUAAAUUGAUGGAGUCUGUUCUAUUGAAUUGUCGUGGCCAUGUUGAUGGGUAUGUGGCACCAUUCUUGAACCUUGCUUUCCAGUACAUAUUUACAGGAUCUAUGAAAUCAACCGAGUUCAAAGUGCACUGUAUUGAAGUGGUUAUCAAUUGCUUCUACUAUAACCCUGUACUGACCCUUCAGCUCCUGGAAAAGAACCAAUGGACACAAGGGUUCUUUAGCUUGUGGUUUAGUACGUUGCACAAAUUUUCAAGAGUUCAUGACAAGAAACUUGUCAUCAUCGCUCUUUGUGCCCUUUUGGAAGCACCUUCUGAACACAUUCCGCUCUCUCUGCAGGCUGGCUGGCCACAAAUAUUGAGCAACAUAGUAAAUGUUUUCAAAACAUUGCCAAAGGCUAUAGAAAAUCGGGAAGAAAUGGAGAAACUAUAUGGUCAGGGCUACAACGAAGAUGAAGAAGAGGAUGAAUUUGCAGGAGAAGAGUCGCUUAGUGCUGUUGAUGGAGAGAGUGCAGAUGAUGAUGACACUGACAAUGGAGAUGACGAUGUUGAUGAUGAGGGAAGCAAUUAUCUUGAAUAUUUGGCUCAGCAGGCGAAUGUUCAAGCCAACGAGGACACUUAUGAGGAAGAAGAUGACAUGGAAGAAGAGAUCUUGUUUGAAUCUCCUUUGGAUGAGAUUGACCCUUACAUCCGUUUUGAGCAAGCUUUUAGAGGCUUGCAACACAAUAACCCCCCUUCAUAUGCUCUGCUCACGAAAGACUUGGAUAAUGAACAGCAAAAUUUGAUAAUGAGCGUCUUGUCUGUAGCUGAACAGAAUCGCGUCGCUUUGAAUUCUAUUAUGAAUGCGCUUUAAAUCCAAUAUUCCCUUUUUCUGUAUUGAAAGAUGAUUGAGCAAUUAUAUCUCCCUACCCACUCCCCUUCCUUCUCUUCUUCUUUAUAUAUAUAUAUAUAUAUAUAUAUAUCUUGAACCCUUUUACUAAUUUAUUUCAAACCAUUCACCCUAAUUACUGUGACAAACAUUUUAGGAGACAAAAAAUAUCAAGUAGAUUAACUUUACAUCAUGUACUUUCACGUGAUGAGU
Molecule: messenger RNA, 3369 nt
Organism: Phycomyces blakesleeanus NRRL 1555(-)
Lineage: Eukaryota; Fungi; Mucoromycota; Mucoromycetes; Mucorales; Phycomycetaceae
Exons: 17
Coding region: 1-3141 (1046 amino acids)
Biological process (GO): protein import into nucleus
Cellular component (GO): nuclear envelope; cytosol
Molecular function (GO): small GTPase binding
Source: RefSeq, a predicted model, not a curated record